GAAGAGCGCGCUGCUGCGGUCCGCGCGGCAGAGCGUCACCUCGUGCAGCGACCACCAGGCGAACUGCUCGGAGACCCUGGAGCUGUCAGCGGCACCCGCGUGGAGCGGCAACGGCUCGGCGGUGGAUGCCUACCGGCUGGUGGAGCUCCAGCUUCCCGCCUCGGCCGCACCGACGGUGGCGAUGGUGCCCAAGGCCCCGCACCCCUUCCCCACGGUGGACGUUCCCGACCACGCCCACUACACCAUCGGGUCCGUCAUCCUCGUCAUCGGCAUCACCGGCAUGGUCGGCAACUUCCUCGUCAUUUACGCCUUCAGCAAGAGUCGCAGCCUUCGGACGCCGGCCAAUAUGUUCAUCAUUAACCUGGCGAUCACAGACCUGCUGAUGUGUAUCACCCAGACCCCCAUCUUCUUCACCACCAGCAUGCACAAGAGGUGGAUCUUCGGAGAGAAAGGUUGCGAGCUGUACGCGUUCUGCGGCGCCCUCUUCGGGAUCUGCUCCAUGAUCACGCUGACGGUGAUCGCCGUCGACCGGUACUUCGUCAUCACGCGACCUCUGACCUCCAUCGGCGUGUUGUCACGGAAACGGGCCCUCCUCAUCCUCAUGGCAGCAUGGGCGUACUCUCUGGGGUGGAGCCUGCCGCCGUUCUUCGGCUGGAGUGCCUACGUCCCGGAGGGCCUGCUGACUUCCUGUACGUGGGACUACAUGACGUUUACCCCCUCGGUGCGAGCCUACACCAUGCUGCUCUUCAUCUUCGUCUUCUUCCUGCCGCUCUUCAUCAUCAUCUACUGCUACGUCUUCAUCUUCCGCGCCAUCCGCACCACCAACCAGGCUGUGGGGAAGAUUAAAGGCAGCACUCACAGUCACAGCAGCAGCCGUGACUCGGUGAAGAGUUUCCAUCGGCUGCAGAACGAGUGGAAGAUGGCGAAGAUCGCCCUGAUCGUCAUCCUGCUCUACGUCAUCUCCUGGUCGCCGUACUCCACCGUUGCCCUCACCGCCUUCGCCGGGUAUGCCGACAUGUUGACCCCCUACAUGAACUCUGUGCCCGCCGUCAUCGCCAAGGCGUCAGCCAUCCACAACCCCAUCAUCUACGCCAUCACGCACCCCAAGUACAGGAUAGCGUUAGCUAAGUACAUCCCAUGUCUCGGCGUCCUGCUCUGCAUCCGUCCUCGCGACCUCCGCUCGGCCAGCAGCAGCUUCAUGUCGACGCGCCGCUCCACCGUGACCAGCCAGACCUCCGACAUCAGCAGCCAGUUCAGACGGCAGAGCACCGGCAAGUCCCGUCUGUCCUCCGCCUCCGACAGUGAAUCGGGUUUGACAGACACCGAGGCGGAGCUGUCCAGUAUGGGCUCCAGACCAGCCAGCCGCCAGGUCUCCUGUGACAUCAGCAGAGACACCACCGAACUCCCCGAAUUCAAACCCUCGUCCAGCUUCAAGAGCCAGAUCAAGAGCCGCGACUCGGGCAUCUUCGAAAAGACGUCCUAUGACACUGAUUUCUCCAUGGCAGGAGUCGGUGAACGCAGCAGCAUCCCAAGUAGUGGGGAUUUCGCAGAUGGACACGUGAUGAGAGGCACGAUUGGUCGAAUCCCGAGCAUCAUCGUCACCUCUGAGUCAAGCCCCUUCCUUCCCAUUGGACGAAAUGGGUCACGCACUGCCCGCCCCAAAACAGUCAACAACAACACGGGGGCGGGGUUUGGGUAGACUGACUCCAGCAACCAAUCACCUGCAGCCAUCUGAUCAGCUCACGUCCGGUCAGAUGUUUAGAAAUGUAGAGUUCAAACACACCUGAAGGGUUCACCUGAAACUCAUACACAUUUUUGCACCUCGUAGGACUAGAGAAGUUAUCUCCAGCUUUCUUUGAACUCUUGAUUUCAGCUUUUACUUGAACACAGAAAUUAGACUGAGAUUGAAAACUCCAAACUUCUUUUUUUUUUUUUUUUUUUUUACCAAUGAAAUAACAAUUCAUGCAUUAUCAUUUAAAGAGCAACUUAACACCUUGUUUAAGCUUUAACAACCUUCCUUCCUUCCUGAGCGUCCCUUUCGACAGAUCACUGCUCCAGAGUCCCUCUAUCUUAGUAUGUUAGUGGACGUUCCGGCUGAAAACAGCUUUGUGUUAAACCAAAUGCUGAGGGGGGGCUACUGGUUGGGUCAUUCACCUUUACUAGGGAUGUCUCGAUCAAGUUUUUUUUGGCCCCAAUCCCGAUCUGAGUCCUUUAAUAUCAAGUAUCUGCAAUACCGAGCCUGAACCGAUACUCAGAUUUACCUCAAUGGCGAUUAAGUGUGUAUCCAGGACACUGAAACAUCAGCCGUAGCUCAUAAAGAUGAUACACCUUAUUUUUCACAAACUACUUGAUCCAAAUAUCAAAAGUCCUUAUUCAAAAUUAUGAAGUUUACAAACGGAAAUUAUUGAUAUUGUAUGACUGAAAGUUGAACUGGCAGACCACAACCCUUUGAAUGUGCAGUGAAAUGCUGCAGAGUAGAGCCCGGCUGCUUUAAAGGAGACGCUGCGACACCAGCAGGCUGAGGUGGACGAAGGUAAGAGAGUGAAGAAGGACUGGUUUUUGACCAGUUUUGUUUAAGUCAGUACAGGAGAUUAAAAUAUGCCCAGAUCUGGUACAUCUAUACCGUUUACUGGGAUCUGACCUACCCAGUAAAGGCAGAAUGCCAAAAAAGGCUGCGCAGGUGAGGGUUUGUCCUUUCAGUCACAGGUUGGGCAUAGUGAUACAUGGGGAGGAAACAGGAUCCAGGAAGUCCAGUGCGAGUUACAGAUCCAUGACUCUGAAGGUUCGUCAGGCACCAGAACACUGUGCAGCAGUUUUAUUCUGUAAUAUUAUGAGGAGCGAGUUUACAACUCUGGAAAAGUUAUUACGGCAGCAGUCGUUCUAUCUUCUGUCAUGAUCACAAUGUAAAGAGCAGAAACUGCGUUAAUGUGAUAAAGAACAUUCUACCCAGAACGUGCACUUGCACGAGUUUGACCGGCCGACGCGCUGCCUUGACAGAUGAUGACGUAUUGCGCUGCGGCAAAAGUUCAGCCACUUUCAACCUUUUUGCCCGAUCACCCUGGGCUUUUUUCGGCAGAGCCCUCUGCCCUAUGUGUUUUUUUUCUCCACAGGGUUGAAGUUUCAGCCAUGUUUUUUUUUUUUUGGUCGUCCAUCUUGGUUUUACCAAGUUCAGCUGUCUAUCCCCUUAGUGUAAGGGUCAGUUUACACUCAAUCAGAGGCAGUUUGGCCGACGUGUUUGUCUGACCUCAUCAGCAAUCAGAAGUGUUUUUGUUAUUCUGAACAUCCACACUGGAAGGCGGGGUGAAAAGCCAGCUGACAUAGAGAGGGGGGAGACGUCAUAGUGUUAAAAGGAGGGGAGAACAUCUCUCCUUUCAGUCGGUGUCUCCUGAAGGACAUUCAUAGUGUGGCACUCGGUUGCUCACAUUGAAGAGUGACAGAAAUAGUUGUGUAAUGAACGUAAAAAGAGCUGAGAGAGAUGCUCCACCAGCAGCUUCGUCUGUCACCUCCACACACCCGACCAAUCACGGCGAGUAGUGGGUGUGGAAGUUAAAGAAAUGGUUGGACGCAGACUCUCCACGCUGCUGACAGUUGAUUUGAUUUCUGUUUUUAUGUGUCUCGGUUCUUAUUAAGGAGGGUAAGAUGUCUGAAGGUUGAAGUAGGGAAGGUCUGGCCCCACUGUAAACUGUAUUGUGGGUCUGACAUAGACACAAAUUCAGGGUUAUUUCUAAAAUCCAAUGAAACAAAAGAUCCCGAUACAUUUUUCUCCAUGUUGAAGCAAGUAGCAGUUGCAUGUAAUUGUCUGGAGACUGAGCACAGUCUGAUGCUUUAAUGAAAGUGAAGGCUGCUGUGUUAAGGGCCUGAGAGCCGGUCCCUGAUCCACAUACAGACAGAAUGACCACAUCUGUGGCUGUAGACUGAGACCACAAUCGACUCAUAGACAGCUGUACAGUCAUAUGUUAAAAUAACUCCAAAAACUCAAAAAAGUGUAUUUAGUGUUACCUUGCUCUUUAAACAUGCUGUGAAUUAAUGGUUAGGGAAAAAAAACACCCACUCUAAAAUACUUUAAUUGGUCAUUUAAUCUCUUAACUUUUAAAACAAUACUACUUUUUUAACAUACUUAAAUAUAGGCUGAAUACUUACAGGUGUGUAUAUUUUAUAUGUAUGUAUGUGUGUGUGUAUAUGUGUGUGUGUGUGUGUGUGUGUAUAUAUACACACACACACACACACACACACGCACACAACUUACACAAUCAGGCACCUGAAGUGAAAACACCUGUGUGCCCGUACAGUCCCUGUGGAGGAGCUUUAACAUUGACUCUCCUUAUUGUACUGAAGCCAAACAAGUGUCUGUGGGUGUUUUUUUUUCUUUCAUUUUAUUUUGAGAUGAACCCAAAGAAAAUCAUUUUCCUGCCCCUGAUUUCUUGUCCCUGAUUCAAAUAGAUGUAAACACACAUAAGGUUGAAAACACGACUCUCAGUGAUUCAUGUAUUUUUCUCUUCAUGAGUUCCUCUGAGGCAGGUGAAGGUCCUUGAGCCCUUUAGCAGACUUGUUCUUGUGUUUCAGGAAAAAACCAAGCAUUAAUAUGAAAUGACUGUGUUGAGAUUUUCUGUGGCACAUUUGCCAAUUUUUCUACAAACCCUGUGAUUUCCUGUUUGUGUUCUUGUUGUUCGUUGCUCUUGAUUUAUUUAUCUUCUGUGUUUUUCCGUCUCAGUUCUCUGCAGAGUGAUGUGACAGGCUGAGUUUCUUUUGGUUCACUGUGAGUAAAUUUAAAACCCAAAGUCAGGACCUAACUUUAAAUUUGAAAACCAAAAGCCCUCCAACUGACCGUUCACUGAGUCUCUCCCCACAAAGUAAGAGCGACACUACACUGCUUAUAAAGAGCUUGGACGGUGGUUUCUUUUUUUUGACCCCAUCUAAGAUUAAAAAUACAAGAAGAGCAAGAGUGUGAGGAACGGCUCGAACGGUGUGUUUAUCUUCUGUGACGUAAGCUGCAGACGUUAGCCGUCCGGCCAACUAGCUCACUGCCUAACCCACCGUUCCCUCCAAGGCCAGGGGUAGUUUACACUAGCAGUACGUUAUUUUGUGGGAUUACAGUUUACGUUAUGUUGACUGUGCAACAUUUUCCCACUGCGUUGAUGCUGCUCCUGGAGUGUGGGCUAACGGUAGCGGCCCGGUCCUGCUCUAUUAAAACUUGUUACCUGGAACAGCGUUAGCAUCAGUUAGUGCUCAUCCUAAAAGCCCUUUUCUCUUGUAACAUUUAUACUGUUGGAGAAUAUGAACAAUGAAGCAUAAAUCUAACCUGUUUUUUGUUAAAGUUCAAGUGUGUUAGCUAACGACCAAACGGUUACGAUACAAUGGAAUAACAGUCUUAUCUCACAUUUUUUCCUCAUAAACCUAUAAUGCUAGGAACAACUAGCGCUGCAGUGCAAUAUAAGAACAUUGCCGUGUCUUUAUUUCCAAGUCCUCUACAUGGAUCAUCAGCUGGUGAGGAUGCUGACUUUUCACGUGGCAGGUAUUAGCUUUAGCAUCAGUUUUUAAGCAUGAUAUCACAUAGGCCUAUGUGGCCGACAAGUGUAGAUUUAAGAUGCUUUUACAAAAGUUCUUAUUUUAAGCUUGAAACUAAAACGCUCGCCCGAGACUGCGUUUUCAAGCAAUUCGUGGAGCUAACAUAAACCUAAUUAGCUCGCUUGCUAUAGCUGACAAAAGUCCGCCUGCGACAGCUCACCAAAAUCAUUUCAGUACAAUCCACAGUCUCCUAAUAGAAAUGCGGAGCUGCUUCUGCCUAGUCUUGUCAGAAAUGAGGCACCAAUUGUUUGGAUGAAUCCUACGAACUUCGAUGGUAAAUCUGCCACGGUUAUCGCCGGAAAAGACUGAUGAGUGUAGCAACAGUAAGGCGGGUGGGGUUUAGCGAACGGUUCUGGUGUAAGAAUGUUAAUCUGCAAUGUGCAGUUAGGUGGACAGCGCAGGACAGCGUUUUACAGAAAGUUAAAUAAUCAACAUUGUUGCAGACAUUUACUCUGAAUGGACAUGGAGGUCUCUUCCAAAAAAUCAUCAAAGCAAACCUACCUAGAAAUAAACUCGACUAUACCCCAAUAUUCCCAAACCACAGCUCUGCCAGGCAGUGAUGUUGCAGCUCGCUGUAGUUUUUCCUCCUGGCUUAUGGCCCGUUCCCUCGUCAGUGAGAGCAACAACAACCAGGUCAAAACCGGAAACAACCAAAACGGAAAACUCGGCUUCCCAACAUUAAGGAACCAGGGGUUAUCAAAUGACGACGCCUCUUUAUUGUUCUUUAUGGCCCAUUCUGCCUGUAACUCCUCGUUUCAGAUAGAAGGAUCCUGGAAAAACCAGAUCCUGGUAACUGCCAGAUUGGAGUACUGAGAUACGGUUUAUAAAGGAACCACAUGAUAUCCUGGGAAAUCCUAUUUUUUCCACUUUUGACGGAGCUAGGCGAACAGCUUCCCUUUGCCUCCAGUCUUUGUGCCAAGCUAGGCUAAACACAUCACGGACCUAUCUCUGAUAGGUCUGGUAUCCAUCUGAUAUCAGAUUUGGAUAACAUCUGGGUACAAUGACAAUCAAUAGGAUCUUCUAAAAUGUCAGGCUGUUCCUUUGACUCAAUUCAAAUGUUUCUCCUCAUCUCAGUGAAUCCUGGAAGCCCUGAGGCCUGCAAACGCACUUUUGUUAAGAAACAAGCUAUUUUUAAUGUUUUGUUUAGUUUUCUUAAAGUUUCCCUGCGUUCUGGUGCUGUUCAGUUUGUGGGUUUCUUUUCUGUUUGUGUCUCUUUCUUUCCUUUUCAUGACUGCAUAUUUAAAGUGUAUAUUUUGUUGAAGGGCAGUGUAGUGGAAUGUGAUUGUGAUGUUGUUGGUGUUUGUGGGGUGGGGUGGGGGGUGAAAAGGGAAAUAUCGUUGUUGAUUGUAAUGCCGCUCUUGCAAAGGCAACCAGACCUGUUGGUCUGCGUGAAGUUAAAUGUACAUUCCCCAAGGGUCUAAAGAACGUUUUCAGGAAAAAAAGAAAAUCACGGAGAUAUCAACUCAUGACGAGUUUUCUCCAGUUCGACCGAGUCAACAAGCCUCGACUUAACUUGAACGAAGUCAGAUUAUCAGGCUAAACGGAU
This is a messenger RNA of Xiphias gladius (swordfish), 7111 nucleotides long. It is a transcript of the gene opn4a, whose product is annotated as opsin 4a (melanopsin). Gene Ontology annotation, cellular component: membrane. NCBI's taxonomy places the organism in Eukaryota, Metazoa, Chordata, Actinopteri, Istiophoriformes, Xiphiidae. Gene Ontology annotation, biological process: G protein-coupled receptor signaling pathway; visual perception. The coding region runs from base 182 to 1699 and encodes 505 amino acids. The transcript has 11 exons. Gene Ontology annotation, molecular function: G protein-coupled receptor activity. The record is from RefSeq and is a predicted model, not a curated record.